GUUGUUUUUUUAUAUAACUGACCUAUAUUUUUCAGAUUUUAUAGAACUGAUCUAUAUAUUUUCCAGAUGGUUUACAAUGCUUUAAUUGCUCUAGAAGCUUCGACAUGAGCAUGUGUACAGAGGUGACACAAUGCCAAUUUGGACAGUCUUGUUUCAAACGCACAGAGGACAUUGGUGGCUCUGUCCUGAUUUCAAUGGGAUGUACAGAUAAUCAGAACUGCAGAUCAAAUCAAAAUGGCGGAUCAAUGGUGUUGGGAUAUAAACGGGAGACGAUGCAAGGGUGUAACGAAUGCUGCAGCUCGAACAAUUGCAAUAAAUAUCUAUGCGGAAAGGCAUCGUUAACUGGGGCAUGUUUAGAUGAUAUAAAAGUCGACUGCUCCUUCAUGAAUACGGUCAGCAACAUAUGUCAGAAUACAGACCUUGCCAGACGGGUGUGCCGGAACUUCUGUGGUCUUUGUAAUACCGAAUGGUCAAAUUGGUCGAACUGUGACGUCACGUGUGGUACAGGAACGCAAAGUCGAACACGUGGUUGUACUAGUCCAGACAGUUGUACCGGAAGUCACGUAGAAACGAGAACAUGCAGUAAACAAUGUACAGGCCAUUGGACACCCUGGAUGUCAUGGUCUUCCUGUGACGUCACAUGCGGAACCGGAACACAAAUUCGAAACAGGAUAUGUCUUACCCCACCAUCAAAGCGUGAACUAACUUGUCCGGGGAACAAAACGGAAACAAAACGAUGCCAGGAAAAGAAUUGCCGAGCACCGCUAAAGUGUGACGAUUGUAUUGUUGGAUUCAAUGUAAAUCGUUGUGACACUCAAACAACUUGUAACGACGAUGAGGUUUGUUUCGUUGACUAUAAAAGCGAUGGAAUGGGAAGUACGUACACUUUAGGCUGUACAUUGGAAAAGUACUGUAUACAAGGAGGGUAACUUCCCGCAAGUAACAGGAUUAGGUAGAUAUCAUAGAUGGUCUUGCUGUUCUUCGUACGACGGAUGCAAUCAUCAUAACUUAUACGAAUGAUUCACAACUGCAGUUCACAUGUAUAUCAAAAAUACAUGUACCUAUUAAAUUUACAUGCAAAGUUAC
This is a messenger RNA of Ruditapes philippinarum (Manila clam), 1086 nucleotides long. RefSeq names its product thrombospondin-2-like. The transcript is spliced from 9 exons. NCBI's taxonomy places the organism in Eukaryota, Metazoa, Mollusca, Bivalvia, Venerida, Veneridae. The coding region runs from base 105 to 929 and encodes 274 amino acids. The record is from RefSeq and is a predicted model, not a curated record.